This is a messenger RNA of Peromyscus maniculatus bairdii (prairie deer mouse), 4916 nucleotides long. Lineage: Eukaryota; Metazoa; Chordata; Mammalia; Rodentia; Cricetidae. The record is from RefSeq and is a predicted model, not a curated record.
GAAGGGACGGGAAUGAUCAGCUCUGUGUCCUGCCUGCAAACAUGGCUGUCAUUUCUCGUAAUAGAUCAUACACAGAAGAGAGGUGUGUCCUGUUCAUGGAGAUGGAACCCCUCGUGGGCAGACCGAUAUUUCUUCCGCUCCAAAAGGUGUCAGUGUGAGAACUCCAGUUCUGAAAUGAGAAAAAGCAGACUCAAGGCACGGCAGGCAGACCGGUAAGAAUUUAUACACUUCAACAGAGAAGGAUGAAGGCCCAGGAACCUGCCUCCCAGCCCAGCACUUCCUGAGACCUGAGUUCAAGUGUCUGUGAUCUCUCCAAGUGUAGAAAUAAACCACCUGAUUGUGGCUACAGCUGUCACAGCCAUGAAAAGCAGCUUCUCUGUGAGUUUCGGGUCUUGAAACAAGAAAAACACUCUGAAGCACUCUCUAGGGAAGGAACUGUGUUUCCUUGAAGAUCAAUAGAAGUGUGCACACAUGUGCAAACACUUGAAAAUAUGACUGAGGAGCUCUUUGGGUGUGCACAAAGUCAAGUGCUCGCCAUGAAGAAGAAAAUGCAAUCACCAGAAUGAGGUCUCCUGGCUUAUUUAAAUGUGUCAUAUAUGCAGGUUUUAGGCACAUGGUCUCUGGAGCAUGUCCUUAUCUGUCCUAUGACAGCUGUCUUUGGCCCUAGCCUCAAAAGGAACUGAAACUCUGAAGAAUUACUUUUAAUAACAGAUAAAGUUUAGAUGUGUUUUUAAAGCCCUCAACGUUGGGACACAAGCAGUCGUGAGUGCUCAGAGACAAAAGAGACAGAAUGACUUGACUCUGCUGAGAGAAAGACUUGGCCAGUGUCCUUCUAAGAGACAGAGAAGAGGAGGCCCGCCCUCGGGAAGGUCAGAUUUGCUUCCGUGGAUCCAGCCUAGGUGCAGGAGCUGCUGGUUGGUUGGAGAGGUGGUGUUCGGCACUGGUGAAAGAAAGAGUUGACGUGGACUUUUGGGAGCUGUUGGACCCCGACACUGAAUUUGUAUUGAUAAACAGUCACAGGAGCCUGAUUUGGACUGUUUAAAAUUCCCCCAUUGAGAGUUUUGUUCUAGCCGUAUCAACGAGGACCCGACCAUGGAGCAGGGCGGGGAGGCCUGCUGUUCUCCUGAGGAGACCUUCACUGCUGACUAUAAGAUGAUGACGACCCUGGGCCAAGGACAGUUUUCAGAGGUCAAACUGGCCUUUCAUAUCCCCACUGUAUCCUGUGUGGCGGUAAAAAUUCUUAGAAAUCAGAAGAAUUAUGCUUUGCUUAUCAACAGUGAAAUCAGCAUCAUGAAAUCCCUUGCCCAUCCCAACAUAAUUAAAAUGUUUCAUGUGGUCCAGACCAGAGAGACCACCUACCUGGUGAUGGAGCAUGCAUCAGAGGGAGACCUGCUCCAUCAUAUACUGAAACUGGGGGCCUUAGAGGAGAGCAAGGUUCGAAGGCUGUUUACCCAGAUAGUGCAUGCCCUGAAGUAUUGCCAUGAUCAAUUUAUCAUCCACAGAGACAUAAAGGCCAAUAACAUCCUCCUCGACCAUAGGGGUAAUGCGAAGCUGUGUGAUUUUGGCCUCUCUGCUAAGGUCAUCCCUGGGCAGAGGCUUUUUGGGUUUUGUGGCACUCUGAAUUACUGUGCUCUAGAACUCUUUGGAAAGGAGACAUACGAUGGCCGUGCUACUGAUAUUUGGAAUUUAGGUGUGCUCCUUUUUUUCAUGGUGACUGGGAGCCUUCCCUUCAAAGCUUACUCUUCUGUGAGGGUGAUACAGCAGAUCCUCACUGCAGACUUCAGGGUGCCUCCGCAUGUUUCCGUUGAUAUUCGUGAUGUCAUCCUCAAACUGCUGAUUAUAAACCCCUACAGGAGGCUCACCAUAGGCGAAAUCAUGAGGCACCCCAUGGUCAGGAGCAGUGAGGCACAUUCACCGCCUACCUCCACCCAGUCUCUCCCAGGCACCCCGAGCAUUGUCAGGGCCAUGACAGUCAUGGGGUAUAAAUCCAAAGAAACCAUUGAGUCUCUAAGAGACCAUAAAUACAACCAGGUGGUGGACAGUUACCUAAUUCUACAGCACCAGUCACCCAAGGGAGACUGCUACCAUCACCAGGAGAAACCAGAGAGAGCCAUGCAGUCAGGCCUUGUCCUCAACCUGGCAGAUCAUGACACUUUCCCUGUGUCCUUAGGGAGAGCUACCCAGCCUGCUCCCCCCACCUUCACCUUGCCAUCUAAGACCAAGGAGAGAGAUGAGAAGAAUGCCAGGCAGGGUGGCACAAGGCACAGCAUGCCUGCCGUCCUGUGCUGUCAGCCAAAGAGGAACCACCCUCCCCACCUACCUCACCUGGGCUGUCCUGUGGCUGAUUCCAUCAUGGGCAGCAACCUGGAAAUCACUGAGUAUUUCACACAGUCCGAGAUCGGGUCAUUCGGCAGCCACAUGGCCAGUGUCCAGCCACCUCUCUUUCUGGACACCUCCUCUCCUAGGCCACACCAGAGUGAGACUCCAGGUGACACAGACAACAACUUGUCCUCCUGCAGUCCACAGGAGGAACUCUGGAGCUCCCAGGAGGCAUCUCAGUAUUUCACCCCCACAGGCUCCUCCCCUUGGGAUACAUUGCAGGAAGAGACCAUGACCCGGGAUGAGGCCAUAACUCAUGAAGCGACCAUGACCCAGGAUGAGGCCAUCACCCAUGAAGCCACCAUGACCCAGGUUGAGACCAUCAUUCAGGAAGAGGCUAUCACUCUGGAUAUGGCCAUCACCCAGGAAGUGGCCAUCACCCAUGGCCAGCCCCAGCUUGCAGGCCCAGCUCCUUCCCGAACCCCGAGGCACCACAGCUGGAAGGGGGUCAAGAAAACAAUUAUGAACUGCCUCAGAAACCUCUGUUGCUGCUGCCUGCCACCUGCAGAGAGAGGCCAUGCUCCUGCAAGAACCUGGCUCCAAAGAAAAGGGAUCAGUGCACCCACAGAACCAGUCCUGAAGAGGUCAAGCCCCAGCUCCAUGGCUUCUGAGCCACGGGUUGGGGACCAGCCUGGCUGAGAGUCGGACAGCCCCACGGGGAGCCAGGCCAGAUGUCCAGGAGGCAGAAUGGACAUAGGUCCCUCCUGCAGAGGAAGAGCUGACCACCCCAGCGCAGAUUUCUCCAGGUAAGCAGGCUUUUGCACAAUCUUUGGGCGAGCUUCCUGGAAGCCUCCCCUGUCCAUCCCACAGUCACAUUGGUAAGGUCUCGUCUUGUGUGUUCUUUCUCCUUAAACGGUGCCAACUUGCCCCAGCACGAGACACAGAAAAGUCUGUGUGACUGAUGUGGACGGUACAUCUGUCUAUGUGCCUCCAUAAUGUGACAUGAAAACAAUGGUCCUGGGAUGAUAAUCAUGCUAUGCUGCCUUCUGUGUCCAACAGCGUGUCUUCAUAGUGUUCCAGCAUGAGGAGAACACAUCUGUCACUUCUCUUCUGUCCUCUGAGCAACAUUGAGCUCCUAGGACAAACAUUUUAAUGUGCUCAAUCUGAGAAGAAAAGAGAGAGAAUCUUAUUCCACUCUGGAAUGACCUAGUCUUUUUACUGAGAGUGUUUUGGAGUGCCACAAACAUGACCUGUAUCUAGAUACUGCUCUUCUUCUGAAGCUGCUCCGAGGGACAGGAUGGAAGGCACCAGCCUCAACCAGCACAUGUCCAGACCUGUAGCUGAUGACACUGUGAGAUGGAGCCUCACCCCCACUGCUUGAAGGUUUAGUCCCCUCACCCCUCGGGAGAUCUCAUACCCCUCACAUUUAGCCAGUUCUUGGGAGUUUGUGCAUUUUUCUUAAGACUAGAUGCUAGAGCUAGGGGGAAGGUGUAUGCUUAUAACCCAGGACUCUGGAGGCUUAGACAGGAGACUAGCCAUAAAUUCAAGGCCAGCCUGUGCUAUAUAAGGAGCAGUAGUCUAGUUUUGGUGAGACUGUGAGAUUCUCUCUCUCUCUCUCUCUCUCUCUCUCUCUCUCUCUCUCUCUCUCUCUCUCCUCUCUCUCUCUCUCAAACACAGAAGUCGAACAACAGGACUAGUUCUCGAUGUGCCUUGCAUGCACACUGGUUCUUGGCCCUGGGUUCUUGUCCAGCAUAAAAUAAAACCAGGUGGAGGAUGCUGGGAAUCCCAGUAUUGGAGGGUGGAGACAAGAGGAUCAGGUGGUCAAGGUCAUCUUCCAACAUGGAGAGUUGGAGGUCAGUCUAGGAGGAAUGGCACUAUUUUAAAAGCAAACAACCCCUACCACAAAUCUUAAUGCCCAAAUCUGAGAAAACAGUGGCAUGGCAGCCCAUUACAACCACAUAUUCUGUGUGAAUCAGAAGACCUUUCUGAUAGAGAGAAGAAAGUCGGCCAUCUAUAUGUGCAGUUUAGUAAUUUUUUUCCCUGUGACUCACAUCUGGAAUUGGACUGAGCAUUGAGUUCAUCCCUGUGCACAGACCUGAAGAGUUCACUGAGUACUUCCUGCUGGCCCUGUGGGAGGCACAGGGGAGCUGUGAACAAAAUACCCUUCAUAGAUCUGCUGACCAGGAGAUGGCCUUGAAGAAAUUGCAGAGAUACACACUGCUGUUCCAGGCUGUGUUGUUUAUAAGGCUAGACAACUGGGCAGCGAGUCAAGAGUGUGAAAUCGACACUCUGGGCCAGAAUCAGAAGCACAAGAGGACUGGGACAGUGACUGUCUGUUUUUACAUUACCUGCUUCUUUUGUGAGAUAGGAAUUCGUUCCCCAGAAUGCAAGAAAAAGAGUGAGCAGGCUUGCUGAAGCUUGUCACCCCAGCACUUGGAGAUGGAGACAGCACGAGAGGAGGCACCUCUCAGAAGCUGAGGAGGAUGGCCCUGCACUCGGGAGCAAAGGCCACCUUGAUCAAUUCUACUGGCAUUAACCCCCCUGCAAAUCAUUGCAAUGUGUUUUCUAUGUUGGAAAUAAAAUGCAUUGUUAAAUGA